Trichosurus vulpecula (common brushtail) is the source of this 1923-nucleotide messenger RNA. RefSeq names its product meprin A subunit beta-like. Gene Ontology annotation, biological process: proteolysis. The transcript has 13 exons. The record is from RefSeq and is a predicted model, not a curated record. Gene Ontology annotation, molecular function: zinc ion binding; metalloendopeptidase activity; protein binding. Gene Ontology annotation, cellular component: membrane. Bases 1 to 1923 code for a protein of 640 amino acids. Lineage: Eukaryota; Metazoa; Chordata; Mammalia; Diprotodontia; Phalangeridae.
AUGGUAGCAUGUUUCAUUUCUGAAGAUUCCCAGAGAGCAACAGGUGGUACAAGACUAGCCCAGAGGCAACAGCCAAAGCCAGAAAACUUCGCUUUAGUCUACAUUGAAGUGGCCACAUAUGGACAAGUCAAGGCUGACUAUAUCAGCCUGCAGCAUGUGGUUCUGAUUGAGUGCAGCCUGCCUGUGUCAGUGGACCUUUUACCCACUCUGGCUUUCAUCUUGCACAGAGGGAGCCAUGUAGAUGGUGGCAAGAACAAUGACAUAUUUGACAUCAAUCACGCUUUAGGACUGAAUCUGUUUGAGGGAGACAUCGACCUUGGGAGAGACAGAAGUUCCCUUAUUGGUGAUAAUACUAAAUGGCCUCACAGAAUCCCUUAUAUCCUUGCAAAUAAUCUGGAAAUGAAUGCUAAAGGAAUUAUCUUGAGAGCGUUUGAGCGGUAUCGUUUAAAAACCUGCAUUGACUUUAAAGAGUUGAAAGAGGAAGACAAUUAUAUUUAUUUUUACAAAGGACGUGGGUGCAACUCCAGAUUGGGAAAUAGACAUUCAGGCAAACAAACCAUCUCCAUAGGAAAACUCUGUGACAAGAUAGGGAUAGUUCAACAUGAGCUCUUCCAUGCCCUGGGAUUCGUGCAUGAGCAUUCUCGUACAGAUCGAGAUGACUAUAUCACAGUAAUGAUGGACAGAAUUUUUCCAGGCAAAGAGUCAAAUUUCUUCUGUUUUGGUGAAAACGUAAUAGAAUCCCUGAAUGUUCCCUAUGACUACACAUCUGUGAUGCAUUACCCCAAAACUGCCUUCCAAAGGGGAACAGAACCAACAAUUAUAACAAAAAACCCUAACUUCAUGGAUGUGAUUGGACAACGCUUUGAUUUCAGUGAUUAUGACAUUGAAAGAUUAAAUCGACGCUACAACUGCUCUUCUUCCAUAACCUUUUUGGAUUCAUGUGAUUUUGAACUGGAAAAUAUCUGUGGAAUGAUUCAAAGCUCGGAAGAUGAUGGUGACUGGCAGAGAGUUUCACAGGUGCCUGGUGGGCCUGACACUGAUCAGUCAAGCCUGGACAAGUGCAUAGGUGUCUGUUUCUUUAUGCACUUCAACAGCAGCUCUGUGAAUGAAGGGGGAAAAGCAAUCCUGGAAAGCCGCGUAUUUUACCCCAAGAGAGAGUUUCAGUGCUUGCAGUUUUAUUACUACAACAGCGGCAGCACUGAUGACAAGCUCAAGAUUUACGUCAAGGAGUAUUCCACAGCCCAUCAUAGAGUCUCUCUUACUCUCGUGGAUGAAGUGAAAGAUGUACCCAUUGGGAGCUGGCAACUCUACUAUGUAUCCUUGGCAGCUUCCAACAAAUUCAGGGUGGUAUUUGAAGGAACUCGAGGUGUUGGCACAUCAGGUGGUGGUAUCUCCAUCGAUGACAUCAACCUUUCAGAAACUUGGUGUCCUCAUCACAUCUGGAGGAUAAGCAAUUUCACGCAAGUCCUUAGCUCCAGGGGAGGCACCUACAGCCCUCCAUUUUAUUCUAAUGCAGGCUAUGCCUUUCAGGUUUAUUUAGAUGUAAAUGAUCAGACUAACAUAGGGAUAUAUUUCUCCCUGAUCUCUGGAGCCAAUGAUGAACAAUUAGUGUGGCCAUGCAUAUGGCAACAAGCCACAAUGACGCUAUUGGAUCAAAAUCCUGACAUUCGUCGGCAAAUGUCCAAUGAGAGGAGUGUCACUACAGAUCCAUUCAAGACAAUUGAUAGUGAUAAUGAAGUCUUUUUUUGGGACAAGCCUUCUAAAGUAGGAAGGAUGGCAACUUUCCCCAAUGGAACAUCAUAUAGCAGAGGUCGGGGAUAUGGGACUGGUACCUUUAUAACACACAAAUGGCUGCACAGCAGAGAUUUUAUCAAAGGAGAUACCAUUUACAUCCUUUUGACAAUGGAAGGUAUGUCAAUAUGA